ACUUGCCACAGUCUGUCGACCGCAUUGGCGCGCGCGCAUUCCAUAUUUGAACUUGUUCGAAUUUAAAUUCAAAUUUAAAUUGUGUUUUGUGUUCGAAUGUAUAGUGAUGUAGAUUAUAAAUGGGGAACUUCCAGAGAUGAAAUGAAGAAUAGGGCUGUGGUGCCUUGUAAAUUGCCAGUGGUAAUCGGGAAAAUAUUUCUUCGUUGGAUCUUCACUAAAGCUGAUCUGGUUUGUUUUGUUUACCGGCUAGUCUGUUAUCGCAGUAUUGUAUGGUAUGCGUGUCAUCUACAAGUCCGGUCAUCGAUGAACAGCAGCAGUGUUGAUUUUUUCGAAAGCCUAAUCGACGAAGAUGGACGCUUCUCGGAACUCAACUGCCAGGAUCCUCCGCAAUACCGCCACCGGUCACGGCACAGGCCAAUGAUCCAAGCGGAAAAUAUAAAUAAUGGCGGUGAGUUGUCCCUGUCUCCACCACAUACGAUAUCCCAACGUGAGACAGGAACUCAGGUGUCUCAAUGCUACAGUGGUCCACCUUCACCAAGUGGUAUUGUCAGUACAACCCCAUCACCAAUAUCGUCACCUGCCCCACCGCCAGGAACUGCCACCCUCGACCCUAACUGGCAGGCAACUAAACCCACAGUGAGGGAACGGAAUGCAGCUAUGUUUAAUAACCAACUUAUGUCAGAUAUAACUUUUAGAGUUGGAAGUCCAGAUCAUAUUCAAGUCAUACCAGCGCACAAAUAUGUAUUAGCUACAGCAAGCUCAGUAUUCUAUGCAAUGUUCUAUGGAGGGCUAGCAGAGUGCAAACAAGAAAUUGAAGUACCCGAUGUUGAGCCAUCUGCUUUCCUAACUCUUCUAAAAUAUUUGUACUGUGAUGAAAUCCAACUAGAAGCAGAUACUGUGCUGUCUACACUCUAUGUCGCAAAGAAGUACAUAGUGCCACAUUUAGCAAGAGCCUGUGUUACAUAUUUAGAGACUAGUUUGACAGCAAAAAAUGCUUGCCUAUUAUUAAGCCAAUCAAGGCUUUUUGAAGAACCAGAGUUGAUGCAGAGAUGUUGGGAAGUUAUUGAUGCCCAGGCCGAGAUGGCUCUUACUUCUGAAGGCUUUGUGGAUAUUGAUGUGUCGACUUUAGAGUCAGUAUUAGCUAGAGAAACACUAAAUUGCAAGGAGAUCAACUUGUUUGAAGCUGCUCUAGCAUGGGCGCAUGCUGAAUGUGUGCGAAGAGAAAUCGACCCUACAUCAACGAAUAAGAGAGCUAUGCUCGGAAGUGCCAUAUAUCUGAUUAGAUUUCCUACAAUGAGCCUUGAAGAAUUUGCAAACAGUGCCGCUCAACUUGGAAUUUUGACUCCACAAGAGACAAUUGACAUAUUUCUGCAUUUUACGGCUGCUAGCAAGCCACAACUAUCUUAUCCUGUCAAACAAAGGGCUGGACUUAAAGCACAGAUUUGCCAUAGAUUCCAAUCUUGCGCUUAUAGAAGCAACCAAUGGAGGUACCGCGGCCGCUGCGACUCCAUACAAUUUUGUGUAGACAAGAGAAUAUUUGUUGUUGGAUUUGGAUUGUAUGGAUCUUCAAAUGGUGCAGCUGACUACAAUGUCAAAAUUGAGUUGAAGCGUCAAGGCAGAAUCUUAGCUGAGAACAACACUAAGUUCUUCUCUGAUGGGUCAAGUAACACAUUCCAUGUGUACUUUGAGAAUCCGAUACAAAUUGAGCCAGAGUACUUCUACACUGCCUCAGCCAUAUUAGAUGGUAGUGAGCUGAGUUACUUUGGACAAGAGGGACUAAGUGAGGUGUACAUGGGAACUGUUACAUUCCAGUUUCAUUGUUCAUCUGAAAGUACCAAUGGGACAGGAGUUCAAGGUGGUCAGAUACCCGAGCUAAUUUACUAUGGUCCAACUGUGAACUCUGCAAUGACAAACUCAAAUGAAGACUGACAAUUGACCAGAACUCGGCCCUUCAAUCAUUACUCUGUAUAAUAAUUCAGCAAAUCAAGCUCAAUUUGACCCAGGAAUACUUCUAUUUAACUCAUUGCUAUACUUAACCAUUCCCAUGUUAAAUUGUUAUGUUAAAAUUUAAAAGUUCUUGUGUAUAUUGUUGAUUAGGAACUAAGGCAGGAACCUAAGAUUGUGAUAUGGGUGUUGUAAAAGCUCUCUAUAAUAUGUAACUAGAUGCAGACAAAUCCUAAUGCAAAUUAUUGUCAUGAACAUUAAAUCUUGGAUUUGUUUACUAGUUGCCUUUGCCCUUAUAUAAUUAAAUUAGGUCACAGACUACACAUAAUGUAGGCUUAAAUUAUUCUUAGUAUUAGUAAAUAUAUGAAUAUAAAACUUAAAUAUU
This is a messenger RNA of Plodia interpunctella (Indianmeal moth), 2329 nucleotides long. RefSeq names its product lute (gene lute). Bases 97 to 1929 code for a protein of 610 amino acids. The record is from RefSeq and is a predicted model, not a curated record. NCBI's taxonomy places the organism in Eukaryota, Metazoa, Arthropoda, Insecta, Lepidoptera, Pyralidae. Gene Ontology annotation, biological process: neurogenesis. The transcript has 7 exons. Gene Ontology annotation, cellular component: cytosol. Gene Ontology annotation, molecular function: protein binding.